CUUGGGGGUGGGAGGGGUGGGAGCGAGCACCUCUCGCGCGCUCCAGUUUUGCUCUGCCCAGCCCAGCCCGCGAGAGGAAAAGCACGCGCUCGCGCGCGCGCCACUCCCCCUCCUCUCUUUCACCCCCCCCUCACCUCCUGUCUCUGGAGUUCGAAGGGCUCGGGUCCUCCCUGCCCGCUCCUCCCCAGCCCCCGCGCCCCGCGCGCCACGCCUGCCCCUGCGCGCGUGCCUGCCUAGUCGUUCGGCUUUGCUUCUGGUAUUGCCACUUCGCUGCGGGGAGGGCGGCGGAAGAACCGGAGGAGGGAAUCCCCCUCUGGUCCGGGGACAGGGGGCGGGGGGAGUGGCGUUCGGGCUUUCCCUUUGCUGCAGCGUCGGGCCGCCGCGAAGUUGGGAGUUUCGAACCCAGGAGGAGAACGAGGAGGAAGCCGCAGCAGCUUGGGGACUCGCUGGCCGCUCUUCACUUUUUUAUCCUCCCUCCCCGUUCAUUCCCUUCUUCCGCACCCUCUCCCUUUGCCCCACCAUGGAUAAUAAGCCUCUGCUGCAGGAGCGACCACCUGCCUACAACCUGGAGGCUGGCCAGGGCGACUACGCUUACGGGCGGCACAACUACGGGGCCAUCCCGGUCGCUCCUGCCCAGCCCGGGCUCCAGCCGAGCUUCCAGCCGGGCUACCAACCCGGUUUCCAGCCCCCGCCGCCUUACUCUUACAACGUUGCAGGUCGGCCUGCAUAUGCACCUGGAUCCUAUAAUAUUCAACCACAAGGUGUGUUCCAGCCUUCCAGUGCUAUAGUAGUUGUUGGAGGUUGUCCAGCCUGCAGAGUUGGUGUUUUGGAAGAGUCCUUUACCUGCCUAGGUAUCCUCUUGGCCAUUCUUUUCUUUCCCAUUGGACUUAUCUGCUGUUUUGCAUUGAGAAGGCAAAAAUGUCCUAACUGCGGAGUAGUUUAUCUUUAAAUGGAACUAUACACCCCAGCUUUCUUAUCCCCACUUUUCUUUUUCUAAUGUAAAUGUCUUGUAAAAUAGCUUUAUUUGAUCAAGUAUCAGAACUGUUUUGUAAAAUGUGAUGAGAUAGCCAGUGUUUCUUGGGCUUGUGGCUUGCAAAAUAUGAGGGAAAAAAAGUAAAUUUGCUUUCAAGGUUAAUGACAACUUUGAUUUAAAACAGCUGCUGCUUUUUUUUUUUGCAAUUUUCACUUUGUGCAAAUUGAGAAAUGCUGUUUUUAUAAAUGAGGUUCAUACUAUUUUACUGGCCCUGCUUAAUUUGAUGUUUGCACAUUGUCACUUGUGUAUAUUUUUAAAAAAUAAAGUUAACUCAUCUCAA
Antechinus flavipes (yellow-footed antechinus) is the source of this 1313-nucleotide messenger RNA. It is a transcript of the gene BRI3, whose product is annotated as brain protein I3. NCBI's taxonomy places the organism in Eukaryota, Metazoa, Chordata, Mammalia, Dasyuromorphia, Dasyuridae. The record is from RefSeq and is a predicted model, not a curated record. Bases 521 to 949 code for a protein of 142 amino acids. The transcript has 3 exons.